AUGCAACAAUUUGUAUCUGAUCCUGCGACUAACACCACAGACACCACAGGAGCUAUAAAUGUUGAUUAUGACAGUGACAAUGAUGCAGACAUGGACGGUGAUGCCAGUGGCUCGAUGACCGACAUGGAGUAAGAAACAGAAUCAUCUCAAAUUAUCUCAGUCAUUUUUGCAUUUAUAUAGUCUAUUUAAUUUAUUUGUAAAAUGUUACAGACUACACAAAUACAGCAAAGGCAGCAAAAGGCCUUCCUUUGCUGUAUAGUCAUACAGCAAAAAUAGCCCGAAUUGGUAUAUAAUAUAUAGCAAACUGCCCAAAGGCCUCCAGAAUACCUUAACUCAAUUCAAUCCGCAUUACCAAUUUUGCUGCUGCAUUUUGAAUGUCCUGCCUGAUUCAAAUGCCUGUAUCUUUGCUUAUUUUCAUCGUAUAAUAAAGACAAAUAGACCGAAAGAAUCGCCAUCUUUCAUUCUACAGCUCGGAUCGAGCAGUCUUGGGAAAUUGCAAAAUAAAUCUAUGCCUAUUCUGGCGAUUCUCGUGGUCGGAAAGUGUUCGGCCAACUUCAGACGCCAAAUUCUUGGUAAAGCAUUACAGUUUCCUGGUAAAAGACUGCAGAAAUCACUUCCGGAGUAUUUGUUUACCCUAGAGCAAUUUUUUACCUUAGAGCAAUUUUCCUGAUUAUCGUGCAUGAGCGUUGUAAUGUAAUGUAUUGUGUUGUAAUUUUAUUGUUUGAAUCGCAUCCUCAAGACGUCACUUGGCCUUAUUUUGCAAUCUGAUAGUGCUAGUAAUGACGGAAUGUCUUCGUACAAAGACAAGUAUCUCAACCUGGCAUUGGGAGUCGUGUCUGGUGUUUCAAGGCAAGUAUUUUGAUAAUUUUUAGACAUGCCAUUUCAAUGCUUUGCCGUUGCCAUGGCGUUGUAAAUUGAUUUGCUUUUAGUAUAGCUUCACUAGAACGACCAAGUAUGUCCUCAUAUCGCAUUUUUGUGCUGAAAUAAUCCUUCCAUACAGACAUUGACAAAUAUAAAUGGUAUUUAUUUAUAUUGUUGUCGAAAAGUUAUGGUGUUUUAGGCAUAAAAAAACUCUGAUUCCUAGGCAAAGUAAAAUGAGCCUUGAGCACAUGUUUGGUUGUUUGUUACAUACAUAAUAGACCAAGUAUUCAUACUUAUAUCUUACUAGUUUGGCUCUUAUUAUAAUUUCAAGUGGCACCAUAUAGAUUAUGUCUAUAAAACGUUUUUAUUUGCAGUGACGAAGAUAUUGACCCUGUUCCUAGCUGCUGUUCCUGUUUCAUAGCCUCAGGGAAGUAGCAGUUCUGAGAGUCAUGAGAACCCCACUCCCCAACCCCAUUAGGAAAACGUGUAAGUGUAGAGGGAAGGUAGGGGAUGAGUAGAGGUAAGCCCAGCCACUAGGACCCAAGGUUUUGAAAGCUCCCUGUCUAGCACCCCCACUAGGCCCCAUAGUACAUGACCGAUAUGGUGAUCCUGACACUAGGAGUAUUAUCCUAUUACCCAGAUUUUGCCCCUCACCAACAAGUCCGGGAUCCAUUUCGAUCAAGCUUUCACCAGAAGUAUGAACUGUGAGCUUGAGUUCAUUCGGCUCUUUUUUACUAAGGGAAUGCUUCAGGAGGUAGUUUCCUGGCCAUACCAAUACAUAUGCUCACAUACAAAUAACCCAUAAAUUAUCCCCAUAUACUAAUAAAGAAGGGUCUUGGACUCCACCAACCUUGAGGAGAUUGACAGGUUGAUUGCCUUUUUAGUAUAUGCAGGUUUGGUAAAGGUGGACAGUGAGAUUGAAAAUUAUUGGAAUGUAAAAACCUUAUAUCAUGGUCUGUGGGCAAUAGAAAUAAUUUCUUGCAUGGUUUAGGUACAAAGUGCUGUAAAGCAAAGUUUCUGAAUAUGGUAGAUCCUGUUACUGAAGACUACAGCAAUAAACUACAUCAUAUCUACGUAUUAUUUUUUCAACGUGAUUGACCGUGCGACCCUAUUUUCUCCAGGUGGUUGCGGGCUGCUCAUACAGCGUGCCAAAAUGGCGUCUGUUGUCACACUAAUUAUUGAACCAAAUUGCCUAAAUUCGUCCAUAGGAAAUACGCAUCUCUAGUUAACAUUGAUGUCGGGACUCUACUGCAAAUCACCCAGCAAAAAAACGCCAAAACCAUGAAAAAAUAUUCAAAAAAAAAAUUAAUUUCCGACCUACCGACCCUAAUUUUGUCACGAUAUGAAACCGCAACCACAGGUAUUUUUUUACACCUUAUAUUGCGACUUUGUGAUUUAUACAGGAACAAGUCCAGAGAUUCAUCGUAGGAUGGAUUUGGGUAUGACAUGGUGAUGUGAUAUAAGUUUGGCUACAAUCUUAGGUUUUUUGCUGUCCAAUAUAUAUUUUGUGCAAAAAAGGAAAUAUUUUCACCACAUAAUCCAAUUAUGUGUCUUCGCAAACAUUACUGCCUUGGAAAACAUUACUUUUUUAUAACUGCUAAUGAUGAUGCCAGCCCAACAACACUUGGUCAUGCUAUAUGCAAAUAUUGUCAUGUUCUAGAUUGUGAAAACAAUCAAUUUCUAAAGAAAUGAGUAAUGAUUAUUUAAAAUUUGAAUAGCAUGACCAAAUUUUUAGGCUGGUUAUGCCAUUGAUAACUAUAAGUCAAUGGUGUACUGAUAUCUAAGAAUGUAUAUAGUAACUGUAGAAAUAGACAUUUUGCAAAUAGUGAUUUGAGUGUUCUUUUGUGGGUAUCACAGACUUAUUUUGGUGCCAUACUAUCCUUGGAGUGAAAGAAAUAUUAGAAAUUUGUAUUGAUAGUAUGUUGCAGCAAUAAAAAGGACCUUUGAUAAGGGUAUUUGUUUCAUGUGAGCACAAAAUGUAAAUUUUACUCAACUACAUAUUUUACUCAACUAUAAAAUUCAAUAAAAAUACUUCCAUUUAUGCUACAUGCAUGAAACUUCAGGUACUUGUAGAUCACAACCGUGUCUUUCAGUUAUGUUCAUAAAAUUUUUUGACAUAUUUGAAAUUAGAACCGGUCGAGACAUUUAUGCAUAAUUGCAACAUUUUUUUAUAUCAUAAUUUAUGCAAAUUUAUGCAAGUAAAUCGUUAACCAAACUACGGAUGAAAUUAAAUUGGAAAGUGGAAGUCCUCCUCUUUCGAACUAUGCAAUUUCUGUUCUCGUACGAUGUAUACUUUGAAAGAUAUAUGCGUUUAAAACAACACCACUCGAAAUUGCUAAUUUUUGACCGGAUGGGAAUGAGUUAAAAGGUCUAAUGGAAUCUUAGAAUCACAGAAAGUAUUGCACUGCUAGACGAUACUAUUCGUUUUCUGUUUGUUACGAAUACUGUAAUGUCAGGCAUGUCAUAUAUGUUUCUGAGUCUUUUGAGGCUAUCGAUGUUUCUGAUAUUCUUAGUGUAUAAGUGUUUUUGUCUUUUUAAUACUCGAAAACGUUGUGAAUAAAUAGGGUUUUUGCAACCGUUUUUUUACUGAAAUAGAAAUAUGAACAUACAUAAUGAGGCUAGAGACAGUUGAUUGCCAGUCUUGCUACAUGUAUUUGGAAUAAUCCUACAUUUCACAUCCUGAUAGUCUGAAAAACUGAAUGAGUGUAAUCGUAUGAAUUUGAAUUGACUCUACAGGUUGUGUGAUCAUAAUAUUGACAAUAUUAGUGAUUGUGAACAAGAUACCGAAUUGAAAAAUUGGAGCUCUGACAUCGAUACAGACACUGACCUCUUGACAGCUUCAGAUUCUGAAGAUUCUGAAUUCAAUGUGAACCUUGACUCAAGUAUGUGCAAUGAUUCUAAUGGAGAAACGGGCAAUGAAAUUGACAAGGAAUAUUUCAUAUUCCCCAUAACGCUGGAGAAAGCAGAUGAUGUUUGCAUAAGACUAAAUAGUUUAAUUAAAAGCGGCCAAAUUCCAAAGGAUAAAAUAUUUACAAGUAUCUUGAUUCUAUUUCAUCUGCUAUGAUUGACCCAAGUCAUGAAUAUGAUGAACAGGUUGUCGAAUUUUUCAACACUAUUAAAUUUCUUGGUGGAGAGAAAACUGUGAACUUUAUCCGAGGACCUAUGUGGAGUGGAUGUGGCAGUGGUGGAGUUUUUAAUCCAGAGGGUGCUAAACCAAACCUCGGAGGACCUGGUCGAACAACAAGAUUAAAGCAUUCAUCCGGAUAUACUACUUCAAGUAGCAUAAUUAAGCCCUGGAUCAAUUCAUUUUUAAAACUAGCUAUAGACCCUCGGUGUGUGUGAAACCACUAGUUGAUACACCGAUUGUUAAAGUCAUUGCAGCAGCAAUGGAGAACGAUGGGACGGCUUUAAAACCCUCGACUCAAUUUGACGAGAAACAACAGGUAAACGUUAGUUUGAAGAUGACAGCCGAUAUAGAAUUGGUGAAGUCUAAUCCAGUCCCAAUUUUUUUUGACAGCCGAUAUAGAAUUGGUGAAGUCUAAUCCAGUCACGAUUUUUUUUUUCUUAUCUGUGACAUUUAAAUACAAUUUGAAUAAUAAUAAUAAACUGAAUAAUAAACUAAUAAUUGAAUAAUAAACUAAUAACUAACUUGCCCGACACGCAUUAGGCUUAUCUUCGGAAUUAUCUAUAUUUUGUUUGGAAUGUUUAGACAGUUCGAGCCUUCCUGUGUUGCCAAGGCGAGUGAUAGUAUACUAUUUUGUGCAAGUGAUGCGGACAAGUUAAUCUAUUCAAUCACAUUACAGAUGGAUGGAGUUGGAGUUAAAGGCGAUGUUACUAUUUUUGCUAAAUUCCCAAUCCUCUUGUACUGAAGUAGUGUUCAUGUGUCUUAAUCUCAAUAUUCUUUAUCUGUCUCACAAGGGAAACCCAGGCGGAAUUACAGCUAUUGCAAUGUCAACACUCGAGGAGACUACUAUUGUACGAAACGGAACUGUUGACUGUAGUGAAAGUGCACACGCGGCGUCGUACCUCGAUGGUAUAGUUUAUGCAGACACCGGAACCUUGCAAAUCAAGUUGAAGAUCCCUGGCGAGGAGAGCGUAGUCAUUGCUGGAACAGGAAAGGAAGGAAAUUUAAAUGGGAAGGCAGACAAAGCGUCGUUUGCGCAGCCUAUGGGCGUAUGUGUUGAACUCGAUAAAAAGAUCUUUAUUACAGACGCUCAAACUGGCUCGAUCAAGCUAAUUACUUCCAUUACCAGCAUUGUUCAAUUUUUAAGUCAUCUUGGACUCCUGUAUAAAGCCUUUUCUGUUCAUAUGAAACAUCAAACAGUCCCCAAAUAUGCUCUGUCCUAA
Paramuricea clavata is the source of this 5208-nucleotide messenger RNA. NCBI's taxonomy places the organism in Eukaryota, Metazoa, Cnidaria, Anthozoa, Malacalcyonacea, Plexauridae. The record is from the annotation of a GenBank genome assembly.